Salvia miltiorrhiza (redroot sage) is the source of this 1353-nucleotide messenger RNA. Its product is annotated as actin-related protein 2/3 complex subunit 1B-like. The coding region runs from base 556 to 1089 and encodes 177 amino acids. Gene Ontology annotation, biological process: Arp2/3 complex-mediated actin nucleation. Gene Ontology annotation, cellular component: actin cytoskeleton; Arp2/3 protein complex. The transcript has 11 exons. The record is from RefSeq and is a predicted model, not a curated record. Gene Ontology annotation, molecular function: actin filament binding. NCBI's taxonomy places the organism in Eukaryota, Viridiplantae, Streptophyta, Magnoliopsida, Lamiales, Lamiaceae.
GAAUUACAAUAAACAUGAAACAAAAUAUUUGUUUCAGUUGGAAUAAAGGACCUGGUCACUAACAUGCUUAUUUUAGUGGGAACAUGUUCAAAUGGUUCAGUCUACUGGAAUUAGUUUUCAGUUCAACUUACUGCUUUUCAGUCUGUCAUCCUCAACAAUCUUUUCGCUUUAUUGAGGGCAUUUUUCCAGCAAAAAUGGUGGCUAUGAGCUUGUUAUAUUUGAAGAAUCUUCCUACAACAUACUCAGUCGUAUGCAACUUGUAUAGGAUCAAUGAAGAAACUAACGAAAAGAUUUUCCAGAAAGACAGCAGAAUUCGGAAUUCCAGUGUGGAAAUAGCCAUGAGCUACUUUGGUUUAUGGUUUGCAGGGGUGGGUCAGUAAAAUUAUCCGGAAGCGGCAUGAUUCUUCUGUAACAAGUAUUGCUUGGCAUCCUAAUAAUAUAUUUCUUGCAACCACUUCAACAGAUGGAAAAUGCCGGGUUUUCUCUACUUUCAUCAAAGGUGUAGAUACCAAGCAUUCUUCCAGUGGUUCUGAUUCAAAAUUUGGAGAGCAAAUCAUGCAGCUUGAUCUCUCACACACUUGGACCUUCGGUAUCAGGUGGUCCCCAAGCGGAAAUACCUUAGCCUAUGCAGGUCAUGAUUCGAUGAUCUACUUUGUUGAUGAGAUUGGUUCUUCUCCAUCUGCUCAAAGUGUAGCAUUCCGAGAUUUGCCUCUUCGAGAUGUUUUGUUCCUUUCUGAAAGAAUGGUUAUUGGUGUGGGAUAUGAUUGCAAUCCCAUGGUAUUCGCGGCCGAUGAAAGGGGACUAUGGAGUUUCUUGAGAUUUCUUGAUGAGAGGAAACAACCUUCAAGUGCAAAAUAUGGUUCACAGUUUUCCGAAACAUUUGGAAAAUUGUACGGCCAAUCGAAGUUUGGUAGCAAUGAGAAUGAGUCUUCAAGAAUAUGUGCUCAUGAAAACUGUAUAACUUCUGUUGUGCCUUUGAAGAAAACAAGGGAUGCCACAAUUACUACCUUCACUGCAGGAUUGGAUGGCAAGGUAGUCACAUGGGAUUUACAAAAGCAACAAGAUCUGAUGGAAUAUUUACAAGGAUGAAGUUAUUGUAUUGCAUUUACAGGAGGGUAUGCUCAGAUGAUUGGUGCCCGUUGAUCCGUACACAGGUUCCUUCACUAAAUGCUUUGAGUUCAUUCACAAUUAAUAUAUAUUUGAAGAGCCUGAAAUUGAUCGAUAAUGUACUAAAUGUUUAUUAGUAUCUUUUUCCUUUCCCUUUUUCCGUGUGAUUCAUGUGUAUUUGUAAUGGUUGGAAAGGAAAAUAAGUUGGCCAGUUAUUAGAUGUUUCAUACAUUUUAUUGGCUUGAA